AUGCCAUUUGGACUGACUAAUACACCGGUAGCUUUCAUGGAUCUAAUGAACCGAGUGUUCCAGCCCUACCUAGAUCAGUUUGUAGUGGUGUUCAUCCAUGACAUAUUGAAGGGUAAGGUGGUAGCAUAUGCGUCUCGUCAGAUUAAGACACAUGAGGCAAACUACCCAACGUAUGACUUGGAACUGGCCACCAAAAAUCUGGAGGCACUAUCUGUACGGCAGCGUAGAUGGAUUAAGCUGCUUGAGGACUAUGACUGUUCUAUUGAGUACCAUCCUAGCAAGGCUAAUAUGAUGGCCGAUGCACCGAGUCGUAAGACGAUGAUAGAUCUGAGAGCGAUGUUCAUUCGACUUAGCUUGUUCAACAAUGGGAGUUUGUUGGCUGAGCUACAAGUCAAACCAACUUGGAUUGAGCAGAUUAAGGGUAAACAACUGGAGGAUGAGUCUUUGGGUCUUCGGUUCCAACAGAUUGAGGGUGGUAGCACUACGGACUUUGGGUUAAACUCUGAGGGUGUGUUGUGUUUUGGAGGCCGGAUAUGUGAGCCAAAUGAUUCUGAAUUGAGACAAUCUAUACUGAGAGAGGCACAUAGUAGCCCUUACGAUAUGCACCCUAGUGGGAAUAAGAUGUACCGAUAUCUUCAAGUGUUGUAUUAG
Messenger RNA from Gossypium arboreum, 651 nucleotides. RefSeq lists its product as uncharacterized. The transcript is spliced from 3 exons. Lineage: Eukaryota; Viridiplantae; Streptophyta; Magnoliopsida; Malvales; Malvaceae. The record is from RefSeq and is a predicted model, not a curated record. Bases 1 to 651 code for a protein of 216 amino acids.